Molecule: messenger RNA, 2148 nt
Organism: Mycena citricolor
Lineage: Eukaryota; Fungi; Basidiomycota; Agaricomycetes; Agaricales; Mycenaceae
Source: the annotation of a GenBank genome assembly
AUGGAGCAGUGGCAUGAACCUCCCUCAGUCCUGGACUCCGAAGCAGAUGGCGCUGAAUCCAAAGCAGAUGGCGCUGAAUCCAAAGCAGAUGGCGCUGAAUCCGAAGCAGAUGGCGCGGACUCCGAAGCAGAUGGCAAUGUAUUGGACACCGUUAGCGAGGAUUCGGACCCAGUUCCCAUGCACGAGGGUGAGGAAGACGUUUUCGGGUGCACCAUCACUGCACAACCUGCAAUUCUCAGUAACGACGAGUUGGCUGAGGAGGGUCUCGAGGACUUGCCUUGGGAUCCAGUGGAGGAAAGACUACCCGAGGGAGGUGAAUUCGAAUUGCCACUGCAGGAAUUCGUGCUCCCAGAGUGCACCGCAAAGAAGGUUCCGCGGCCAAUCCCUUCAAACGAUGCUGUCAAUCGGGCCAUCCCCGAGAUGCAAGAAUUGGUUCGUCCUCGACGUGCCAAGGGCCCUGGCCACACAAAAUCGAAGCUUGAUCUUGUGACCCACACUCGACUCGAGUGUGUUCUCCGAUUCCUUCGACUUUAUCGCACGUCCGGGUAUGCUGCCUGGAGUCUGCACUCCGAAACCAUUGCCACAACGGCUGGCAAACGGGGAAGGAAGACCUGGCUUGCUCGAAAGCUGCGUGAAUGGGCCAUCGACUUUUGUGAGAAUGAGAAGGUUCGGAAGCUUCCGACACACCUUUUGGGGCAGCAUAACUCUUGUGUUCUUACCGACGAGGACGUUGCUGGCAGUAUCCAUCAGCAUUUGCAAUCACUCGGCAAGUGGGUGUCAGCGAAAGACAUUGCUCGAUAUGUGGCCACACCCGAGUUCCAAGCGCGACUGCAAAUCAAGCGGAAUAUCAGCGUCCGGACCGCGCAACGGUGGAUGAAAAAAAUGGGUUACCGUUGGAGGAAGGAACCCUCUGGCAUGUAUUCGGACGGCCAUGAACGCGAGGACAUCGUCCAUUAUUGGCAAAAUGUCUUCUUGCCUCGAUGGAGGCAUCUUCACUCGCGCGCCCGAUGGUGGAUUGAAACACACAGUCAAAAGACAAUUGAUGUGGAUGCCGAACUGUGUGCAUACCUUAGCGACUCUGAGGACGCGAGGGUGGUGGUGAUUUGGUGCCAUGACGAGUCAAUCUUCUAUGGCAACGAUCAGAGGCAGAUUCGGUGGGUUGGGAACUCGGAAACACCCACAAUCAAGGCUAAGGGAGAGGGGAAAAGCAUAAUGGUUGGUGACUAUGUCUGUCCUGACCGCGGCUGGAUGCGGGCAAAGACACCAAACGCAGAUGGAUCAUUUGACAGCGCCAGAGUGGUUCUCCGUCCCGGCAAGAAUAGAGAUGGAUACCAGACCAUUGAAUUGAUUCUCGCUCAAGCAACGAAGGCGAUGAAUGUGCUUGACAAAGAGUAUCGGGACGAACAUCACGUCUUCGCAUAUGAUAAUGCCCGUAUUCACACCGCCCGUGCCCCGGAUGGACUUUCAGCGCUGCACAUGACUGUUGGGCCGUCAAAAAACUUCAACAAAACCAAGGUCAACGGCGUACAGACACAGGUUCGGAUGCAAGAUGCGCGUUUCAAAAUGGGACACGCACAGUGUCUUUAUCUGCCUGAUGGAUCCUUCAAAGGAAUGAAGCAGCUGAUUAUUGAACGUCGUGCCAUGGGACAUGAUCUCCCUGAUCCGGAUGCACGCCUUGCUAACGGCCGGAAAAUGAGGGGCAAAUGUCUGAGCUUCGGCUGUCGAAACACGCCCUCCAUCAACUGUUGCAUGAAGAAAGUCUUGUAUUGCGAGCCUGAUUUCAAGGCACAGAUGGGAAUGCUUGAAGAGCAUUGCAUGAAACGUGGCUAUGAAGUCAUAUUCUUCCCCAAAUAUCACCCGGAGCUCAAUUUCAUUGAGCAAUGCUGGGGUUAUGCAAAACGCAUCUAUCGAAUGUAUCCUCGGACAACUAACGAGGAUGAUUUAGAGGCUAAUGUCAUCAGUGCGCUUGAAUCAGUUCCCAUUGAUUCAAUGCAACGCUUCGCAACAAGAUCUUUACGUUUCGCAGAUGGCUAUCACCAUGGGUUGAAUGGCGCAGAGGCAGCAUGGGCCAAUAAAAAGUAUAGAGGCCAUCAGACUCUUCCUCCCCAGUACUUAGAGCACUUAGAAAAGCGAAAAUUGUCGAAUUAG